Molecule: messenger RNA, 2441 nt
Organism: Dalotia coriaria
Lineage: Eukaryota; Metazoa; Arthropoda; Insecta; Coleoptera; Staphylinidae
Gene: ast
Product: protein asteroid
Exons: 2
Coding region: 1-2214 (737 amino acids)
Molecular function (GO): nuclease activity
Source: RefSeq, a predicted model, not a curated record
AUGGGGGUGCGGGGUUUAACAACGUUUAUCGCCAAAAAUAGUGAUAAAUACAUGGAGUAUUUUGAACUGCACAAUACAUACCUAAUAAUAGAUGGUAAUAACUUAGCGGCCCAGCUCUACCGGUGGCAUGCCAAGUGCGUGGAUUGUUAUGGAGGUGAUUAUGACCAAUAUGCAAACACAGUCAGAACGUUCUUCCAAAAUUUUCAACGUUGUAACGUAACGCCGCUGGUUAUCUUCGACGGUUGUUAUGAAAACAAGAAACUAAAGACAAUUUAUGACAGAGUGAGAGACAGAGUCUCAGCAACAAAACGCCUAAAUGCAUACUCUGAGGGAUCAGUCUCUGUUUUCCCUUUAUUUUUACGGGAACUUUUUUCCGAUGUUGUUAUUAGCACAGGUUGUAAAACUUUUCGGUGCGAAUUCGAGGCUGAUUAUGAGAUGGCAUGUCUUGCAAAGACAAUUAAUGCCCCAAUCUUAAGCUAUGAUUCAGAUUUUUAUAUUUUUGAUGUUUUGUACAUACCUUUCUCUGGACUUGAUUCGGUUCCGAGGAUGAAAAAGGAUGCUAAUGGAAAAACUUAUCAUUUUAUGGAAUGCAGGUUGUAUAAAGUUGAUAAUUUUCUGAGAGCUAUUGGUGGGAUGGAUAAGGAUGUUCUACCAUUGCUGGCAACGGUGGCUGGGAAUGAUUAUAUUGCUGCAGGAGUGUUCAAAGAGUUUUAUGCACAACUGAAAAUGGUUAAGAGAAAAAGAAUGGAUUCUGACCAACAAAGGAAAAUCGAAUCUCUUAUCAAAUGGUUACUGAAUGAAACAUAUGAAACAGCAGCAAAAAAAAUUCUGGGUAGAAUAAAGCGUGAGCACCGUCGAAAGCUCGCUGAUCAAAUGGAAGAAGUCUCUAAAGGCUAUCACUGUGUAAAAAGUAAUUUACUGCCACAUUUUGGCAUAGAAGAAUCACAUACAUCACAGUCCUCCAUUAGAAAGGCAAGGCGCGAUUCACAAAUUGAUUUAUCUACUAUUCCGGAUGAUGUAGUCGAGUGUUCCGUGAGCGAUCCCAACUUCAUAGACGAAGAAAGUAGUCACGUUCAAGCUGCACCUGGAGAGUUAAAUUUGGAAAAAAUUGUGGGACAUUUUCCAGAUUGGUUUGUUCAUCACUAUCAAUCGUGCAAAUUUCCUGCUUGGUUUAUGGAUAUUGCCGUUCGCAAUCGAUAUUUUUUUAUUCCUCAAAUGGAAAAUCACGAUCAUUCACACUCGCACACGAUAAGUUUAGAAUUGUUAUCAGCUUUACAUAAAAUUUUACGGUCCAAUGUCACCAAUGAUGAGGAAAAACGUCUGUGCAAAACGGAACUUACUUAUAUUUCGAGACAAGGGAAUAAUUACAUUGCGAACACUCUAUUGCCUUUCUGCACUUUACAACUGCCGACUUUGAAUGAAAUCCCGGGUAUGACAUCUGAUGAAUUAAAAAGUUACUUGCAUGAUAUUGUUGAAAUGGACGCUACUGAAGUGAAUGAUUUCUUGAAAAAGUUUGAAAAUGACUGGAAAUUAUACGUAAUAGGGAUUUUAUUUUGGGCGAAGCAAUUUCCUGAAGUGAAUAAAAUACAUAUAUAUGCACUUGUUUUAAGUGGGAUCACUUUAAACACUGUAAAUAAAAAAGUUGGUUACGUUCGAACAAUGAAAGAAUUAAAUCGCAAAAUGAAAAACGCCCCGGAGCUAACACCAUAUCUAAACUUCAUUAAAGAAGUUAUGCAAUAUUUUUAUAUGGAUGAGAGAAGUACGCAUUCAAAGAGGUCCUAUGAUAUCUACACCAUAGAUCGUUUUGCAAGAUUGCAGAGCGCGCUAUUUCACUUAAAAUAUAUAAACAAACUUCUACUGUGCCCGUAUGAUGAUUUCUUGAUUUCGGAUUUUUACAAUGGCACGUUUAUUUACAACGUGUUUUCUGCGCUCAAACGGCGCGCGGAUCCACUCACGUUUUUGAAAAACAUGUUUGCUGCAUGUACGGAUAUCUUCAAUCAGUUCCUGCAAAUUGCUAUUGAGAUCACAUGUAAAUUGGAGAACAUUGCUGAAGGCAAUAAGAAACCCAGGAAGAGGAAAAAUCGACAAAAGAGUAAUGAUAGUGUUGACACUGAGAAUAAGAUUGAAGCUAAGAAAUCAGACAACCAAGAUGAUGCGUCUGCUUCAACAAGCUAUGAUCCUAAUAAUAUAUAUUCUGUUUUGACAAUGGAAUAAAUUUUAAGAUUCAAAUUGUACAAAUUUGUUUAAUUUUUAGUUUGUUGGCGUUUUAUAAGUAUUUUGGACUUUAUGUUUUAUAUAAAGUUAUUUAAUAUUUUCCUUUAAGCAUAAUUCCAUUCCAACAAUUCAUAAAUUCUUUAAAAUUGCCUUUUUAUAUCAUUUUUAUUAUAAAACUAUUAUAUUGUUGUUUAAAUAAAUAUUAGAAUUUUAAAACUUUGUACAAA